UCCAAUCAAAUAGCCACCGCCUCCCUCACCCCCCGAUCCCACACGCCCGCCCGUCCAUCAACCUCGGCGCCAUUGCAAAGGCAAUGAACGAGUGGAACGAGCUGCUGAAGGCGGAACUGCUGCCGGAAGCGUCGGCCGGCUGCGGGACCAAGUGUAUCUUGCGGGCCACCGUCUCCACCGGGUACUCCGCGCCGGGCACCAUGGCGACGGCCGCGCAGACCGCCGGGUGCUUCCAGCGACAUAAGAACAUCACCGGUGCCACCACGCUCGAUGGUCUGAGCCGGAAGGAUGGGCUGGAGAAGGCGAACGGCGAGGCGGUGCUAGGUUCGGGCGAGUUCGACAGCACCUCCUCCACGCUGGAGCUAGCGGGCGCAGGAGCGGGCCAGGAUGUACAGCGGAAGCGGCGCGGCCGACGCAACAAGGUCGUCUGCUACGAGGAGGCACCCGAGCACCUGCAGUUCAACCCGUUCAUACGCACCGGCUACCGGACGUACCUGUCGGUGCGGCUCUGCCUGGAGAGCAUGUUCUGGUGGACGAACGAGACGGUCAACAUCUGGAGCCACGUAUUCGGGCUGUUCGUGUUCCUGCUGCUGGCGUACUACGACACCGCGAUGCUGCAGAUCCAGGCCACCACCGUCGACAAGGUGAUCGUCGGCAUGCUGCUGUGCGCCUUCCAGCUCUGCAUGAUCUUCUCCUCCAUCUACCACACGUUCUCGUGCCACUCGGCCAGCAGCUACGACCGGCUGCUGGCGUUCGACCUGUUCGGCAUCGCCCUGUCCCUGCUGGCCAUCUUCAUGAGCGGCAUCUACUACGCGUUCUGGUGCAAUCAGCCUCUUCGGUACUUCUACAUGAUCACCAUCGGUGUCAUCUUCACCGCAGCCAUGAUCCUGCAGGUGCCCCGACUAAAGGUUCCGUCGCACGUCAAGAUGGUGGCGUUCGUUGCCUGGGCGGCGUACGGCAUCGUGCCCACCCUGCACUGGUACUAUGUGAUGGGCGGCUCCGAGAGCACCAUGGUGAAGCUGUUUAUCCCGCGCGUCCUAAUGAUGUACUUGCUCUCUGGUCUGGCAUUCUUGAUCUACGUCACCAAGAUUCCGGAACGAUGGUAUGCUGGUCGGUUCGACUGCAUCGGUCACUCGCACAACCUCUGGCACCUGAUCGUGCUGGCGGCACUCUGCUAUUGGCACAACAGCGGUAUGAAGUACGUCGAGUUCCGGAUGACGCACGGAUGUUCGGCCGGCGUGCCACAGUACGCGUAGUCGCUGUCGACCUGAGAUGGCCAACACGGGAUGCGCUUGCGAGGAGUCAAAGACAGCCUACACCGUAGAUAGAUUUAUUUUAGAUACAUGCCUGCCUGCCUGCCUGCCUGCCGACGAUGCGAGAGUGUGAUGGCCGAGACGUAUGGCGCCGCACCUAGGGUGCUCUAGACGGUCCGCUCUAGGGUGAUCACUCCUAGGUGCUACACGAGUGAAGGUGACGUCUCGUUGUAAUGUCUUCCAAUUUGUGCAGUACGAGAGACUCGGACCAAAAACUCGGUGUGCCACGUUAACCUGCAGCUUUCCUCCGGUCUUCCUCGGUGCUUUGUCGUGCUCGGGCUCUCCAAUGGACCGAUUGCACCAGAUAAAACUCCGGCUGGAUAGACACAUAGGAAGGAUUCUACUGCGCGGAAUGGAAAUUGGAUGCUGGAAUUUCGCGGCGAAGUGCAAGAUAAGUUUGACGUUGGCGUCGCUCAGGCCAUUUGUUAGGGGUUUGGGCUCCUCCGGAAGAUCCAGAUCCAACAGGCAUUAUUUUACGGAAGUGACGGUACCGCUGAGGAUCGUAGUAAGGGCGGCAGUCGAACGUAGUACUUUAGGUUGGUAAGACGUGCUAGAAUGCCGAUGGAGGGCAGGAUAGUUUGUUUUUUUUCUGGGAAAAAAGUCCUUUCCUCAGUUGCCAAGCACAGUGGAGGGAGGCGGGUGGAAGGAGAAAGACGGGUUAAGAAGGCUAAGAAGCUGAAAUGAGACUUUGCUAUCGAAUAAGUUCCAUUAGCAGGGAUAGAGAGAUCUGAUGAAUAGAAAAUGACAUAACAAAGUCCGAACGGGAAGCUACAAGGGCGAAGGAGUUUCGAAUAGAUUAAAACCAGACGGCAGACGGAGGAAGAGGAGAGCCAAAUGUUGCUCAAACAUAUAUUAUAUAGUGUAGGGUUAGAGGUUGCAUAAAUUACACGUUCGCACAAACGGAAUGAUGAAACAUCUAAGGCGAAAGCAGUGAUACUUGAAAAUACAGCGGGAGAGAGAACAAACAGAUGAAAAGAGAGCGACAAUAACGAAUAAUCAAUUGUGAUGUGAUGUGAGCAGAUGAUGGAUUACAAAGUUGCGAAUAUAACGAAAUGAACGAACAAAGGAUGCAG
Molecule: messenger RNA, 2386 nt
Organism: Anopheles coustani
Lineage: Eukaryota; Metazoa; Arthropoda; Insecta; Diptera; Culicidae
Product: progestin and adipoQ receptor family member 3
Exons: 5
Coding region: 84-1256 (390 amino acids)
Cellular component (GO): membrane
Molecular function (GO): signaling receptor activity
Source: RefSeq, a predicted model, not a curated record